This is a messenger RNA of Nelumbo nucifera (sacred lotus), 2028 nucleotides long. RefSeq lists its product as uncharacterized. Gene Ontology annotation, molecular function: sulfotransferase activity. The record is from RefSeq and is a predicted model, not a curated record. Lineage: Eukaryota; Viridiplantae; Streptophyta; Magnoliopsida; Proteales; Nelumbonaceae.
UUAAAAAAAAUGCUGAAGCUUCCGUGAAAUACAUUUAUUGCAGUUAUACAUAGAGAAUACCUCAUCCUCUGCAUAAUAUUAUGUCGGGGGAGAUGUUCUUAAUUCACGGGAAUAGUGUAUUGUGGGUAGGCGUGGGCAGGAGAUCCCGACUCGUGAGAUUGGUGGUAAAAUCAAAGCUAAAAACCCUCGCAAACGGGCUCUUAGUAGCUUCCUAGCUCAGUCAAGCACUUGAGCUUUAGUACUGAUCUACAGUACUACACCCCUUGGGUUUUAAACAUUGAUCGAAACCGGACAUUUCCGGUCAGAAACGAGUUGCGAUUCUUGUGUCCUUGACUGCGUCUGCGUCACUGUUUUUAGUCUCACGCGCUUUCUUCCUUACGAUCGUUGCGCCUUUCACUGUUGCUGUCCGCUGAGCAGAGACUAGAGGAAUUUCUUCAGGGUUUUGCGCCUUUGGUACUUCGAUAUCGAUGGUAUUUCUAGAGCUCUAGGGGCAUUUGCCAAAAAGGGGUAAAGAAAUGGUCGGAACUCGCUUGAAAACCGUCCUGUCUAUUUGGAGAUUUAGCACCGAAGAAUAUCCAACACAGUGAUCAUUCUCUGAAUUGGCAUUAUGGAUGAGAUAUAUUAUUCUGGUCAUAGAGAAGCAAGAAAGUAGGAUGAGAUGAUGUUCCAUGCUUGUAAAUUUUCAUGUGAGAGACAGGACAAUGGAAAAGGAGAACAUAUUUUCAUUCAAGACCUCAAAAAGGGCACCAUUUGUUCUGCGUAUGGUUCUUUUUUUCUUUGUAAUGGCGUUUGGAGUGUACAUUUGCUAUGUAAGCCUGAGACAGAUAAAGCCAAACAAUACCCCUCUGGUUGUAGGGAAGGCUGGGACACAUUGUGAUAUACAUAGCAUCCCACCUGAGGAAACCCCCUUUGUGCAUUUUCCACAACCCAGAACUUAUAGCAGGGCGGAAUGUGCAUGUACCCCUGUCCGAUUCUUUGUUAUUUUAUCCAUGCAGAGAUCUGGAAGCGGGUGGUUUGAGACCUUGCUGAACAGUCACCCAAACAUUAGUUCUAAUGGGGAAAUCUUCUCUUCAAAACAAAGGAGAAGCAAUAUUUCGUCCAUCCUAACAACAUUGGAUACCAUCUAUAACUUAGAAUGGAAUAGUAGUGCCGCUAAAAAUGAAUGUGUGGCUGCAGUUGGGUUCAAGUGGAUGCUGAACCAGGCUGUUAUGGAUUAUCACCAGCAAAUUGCUAACUAUUUCAAGUGGAAGGGGGUUUCUGUGAUAAUUCUAUUCCGGAAAAAUCUUUUGCGAAGACUUAUCUCUGUACUGGCAAAUGUUUUUGACAAAGAUGCAAAGCAGCUGAAUGGCACACACAAGUCUCAUGUGCAUACGAAGGAAGAGGCUGAGAUACUGGCACGAUACAAGCCAACGAUCAAUGUCACUGGGUUGUUGCCUGACCUUAGUCAUGCUGAACGCAUCAUGGCAGAUUCAUUGCAAUAUUUCAAUAGGACUCGGCAUAUAAUCCUGUAUUAUGAAGAUCUUAUCAAUAACCAUAGGGUGAAAACUGCCUUAGCUGAUGUUCAAGAGUUUCUUAAAGUUCCAAUUAGAAGAUUAACGAGCCGGCAAGUUAAAAUUCAUACAAAACCCCCAGCAGAGCAAGUUGACAAUUGGGAGGAUGUUUACAAGAUACUCAAAGACACUCGGUAUGAACAUUUUCUCCACCACACAGAUUACAAUACCUAGUAGCAUUGUAAUUCUUCUCAUCAGUUUGUCAUUGUAUAUUUAUUACAAUUUUGCGCAUCUUCUAUCAUAUAGCCUACAUACUUGUAUUGUAAUGCACUAUUAUUUUCUCAAUAUUUGAUAUCUUAGUUUAGAUUUUAUGAAAUUAAGUUGAAAGGGCCAAUACACUUUUAGAUUGGAAAAACCUCCGUUUUUCCUCCAUUUUAUUUCAUCAUGUUGAAAGGGCCAAUAGUUUCUGAUGUUGUAAUUGAAUUCCUUUUUGUUGAUGAAAUCUUAAAUGAUGGAUUUUGAGAUCCAGAGUUUUCAA